This is a messenger RNA of Monomorium pharaonis (pharaoh ant), 563 nucleotides long. RefSeq lists its product as uncharacterized. NCBI's taxonomy places the organism in Eukaryota, Metazoa, Arthropoda, Insecta, Hymenoptera, Formicidae. The transcript has 3 exons. Gene Ontology annotation, biological process: mitochondrial electron transport, cytochrome c to oxygen. The record is from RefSeq and is a predicted model, not a curated record. The coding region runs from base 88 to 450 and encodes 120 amino acids.
CGCCACUUGUAGCAACAAAAUCUAUGGCCGAGACUCAGUGAUCGCGCGGAGCUCCAAUAAAGUCAGCUGGUUGCGCAACUACAAGAAAUGCCGUUUUUCCAAUUUAAUUCAUUUACUGGCAGGUUGAAGCCGUCCACCAGUUUUCAACCGUUGUAUCCCAUUUCUCCUCGUUCUUUACCAGAAGGGCAGCCAGUAAUGAUUUACGACACUAUCAAGACAAAACCUGUAAGAGUUACACCCAAGGCAAGCUAUUGCACCGACAAACCAUCCACCCUUGACCCAAAACUAUGGGCAAAGUUCAAGCAUUUUCAGGCUGCCCUGGACAAGCCAGUAUACUUGGCAGGUGGCAAAAAGGAUAAGAUGCUAUUUGCUUUCACAGUUGCAUACGUUGGUGUCUGCACAUUACAAUCACUCGUGUUUAUUGCGAAAGAAUGCUUGAAUAUUGUCUAAAUAGGAUAAGUGGGUAUUAUGUAGAUAAUAAUUGUAUAGAUACUGCGAUUCUGUAUUGACAUUAUAAAUGUUAAUGCUUGAAAAUAAUGAGAAUUAUAUCAAAUUUAAAAAAA